AGUCUGGAGGAGCAGGAGCAGGCAGCAGAGUUCAGCGGCUCCCGCGUUUGUCCGACACAUAGCUAGAGCUGCUCCCCAAGCAGUGGAGGUGAUGAUGGCGGCGGCUGUAGAGAGAGGAGGCGUCCGGGCCGCUUUCCUGAACCCGAGCAGCGGCGGCGGCGGUGGACCAGCACCGACAACCCUCCCGACUGGAGCGCUAGCCGGGGCUGUGGUCCUGGGCUCCGGCAGCAUGCCUGUACCCAUGAACCUCUUUGCGACCUGGGAGAUAGACCGAUCAUCCCCAAGCUGCGUUCCGAGGCUCUGCACCCUCACACUGAAAAAGCUGGUCGUCCUCAAAGAACUGGAUAAAGAGCUGAAUUCCCUGUCCAUAGCUGUCAAAAUACAGGGUUCUAAGCGCCUUCUGAGAUCAAAUGAAUAUGUCCUCCCACCCAGUGGACUGAUGGAGACAGAUCUGGAGCUUACAUUCUCACUACAGUACCCCCAUUUUCUGAAGCGGGAUGCCAACAGACUGCAGAUUAUGCUGCAGAGGAGGAAACGCUACAAGAAUCGAACCAUCCUGGGCUACAAAACUUUGGCUGUGGGAGUUAUCAAUAUGGCUGAGGUGAUGCAACACCCGACAGACGGGGGACAGAUUCUGGGUCUCCAUAGCAACGUGAAGGAGGCGCCAGUGCGUGUGGCGGAGAUCAGCGUGUACUCUCUGUCCAGCCAGCCCAUCGACCACGAGGAUGGUAGCAGCCAGGCUGGCCGCAAGACCAAAACCUCAGACCGCUCCCCAGACAUGGAUAACUAUUCUGAGGAGGACGAUGACAGCUACUCGUCAGAGCAGGAAGCCAGUGAUGACGCAGUCCAUGGUCAGGAUCUUUAUGAUGAAGACGACGAAGUCAGGAAGCCGAAGAAACCCCGGAGGAAAAUGAUCCGAACCACCUCCAUGACCAGACAACCUAACUUCAAGCAGAAGUUUGUGGCCUUGCUGAAGAGGUUCAAGGUAACAGAUGAGGUCCUGGACUCUGACCCAGUUGACCAGACGCAGGAGGUGGAGGAGGAUCUGGACUUACUCUACGACAGUCUGGAAGUGUACAACCAGAGCGACAGUGGGCCGGAGAUGGAGGACAACGAGAGUGUCCUGAGCACGCCCAAGCCCAAACUCAAGCCGUUUUUUGAAGGCAUGUCUCACUCCAGCUCCCAGACAGAAAUUGGAAGCAUACACAGCCAAAAAAGUCAGCAGAGAGAGCUGUCAUGUCCUAUUGGAGACUUUCUGACUGUGGACAGAUGUAAAGUGCAAGGGGCCCGGUAUCAAGAUGACAGCAUCACAGAUACAACCGUUGGGGAGCCAGAGCCUGAUGACAGCGGGCCAGGGCCGGGGGAGGUGAGCAGCUGGGAUGUCAACACUGAACGGAUGACCAGCACUGUUGGCAAGCUCUGCAAGACAGAGUCCCAAAACCACAUGUCUCCAAGUAAAGUGGAGAACAGGCUGCAGAGGCGUCCUCGCAGCACCUCCAUGAAAGACAGACAGAACUCCAAGGCCCAGAGCGACAGGACCAGCAGCAUGGAGAGCGAGUGCUCCCCAGACUCGCGACUCAUAGCACAGGUUCCCAGGAAGUCUGUGUAUGACCAGCUGAACCAGAUUCUCAUUUCUGAUGAGCGCCUGCCGGAGAGCAUCAUCCUCAUCAACACCAUGGAGUGGCAAGGACAGUAUGUAGCUGAGUUGCUCCAUGAACAGGCCCAGCCCAUUGUGUCCACCUGCUCUGCUGCCGAUGUUCAGGCCGCCUUCAACACCAUCGUUACUCGCAUCCAGAGAUUCUGUAACUGCAACGCACAGACACCCCCAACGAUGAAGGUGGCGGUGGCAGGCGACCAGAGUUACCUCAGCACCAUCCUGAGGUUCUUUGUGGAGCAGCUGGCCAACAAGACACCUGACUGGCUCAGUUACAUACGCUUCCUGGUCAUCCCUAUAGGCUCUCAUCCCCUGGCAAAGUAUGUGGCCUCGUUUGACAGCAGGUUCAACAGCAUCUUUAUGGACACUGCAUGGAGGGAGCUGUUCUGCAGGACGGAACGGCCCGCCUCAGAUAACAUAGAUGUAGCAGGGCGAGUCGUUCAGUAUCUGGCCGGUGCCAACGUGUCUCACCAGUUCCCCAUCUCAGAGGCCAUGCUCACCUACAAACAGAAGAGGAAAAGGAGUUUGUAUUUUGAUUUUUACAUCAGCCCUGACGAGGACUCCUGUCAGAAAUUUGUGCCAUUUAUUGGGGUUGUGAAAGUUGGGAUUGUGGAGCAAAGCCUCUCAACUUCAGUGGACUCAGAUGAUGCGAUGGGGGGAAACGCAAGCAUCCUGUCCUCCCCAACGCCCCCAUCGGCUGGUCCGUACGGGAAGGAGAUUGGGGGCACCCCCCCGCAGUCUCCCUCCGUGUCCACUGCCCUUUCUGGAGCUGGUUCUCCGUGUUCGGGCAGCGAAGUGAUGGGGCUCCAGGUGGACUACUGGACGUGGCAAGGCCCAGAGAAGAAGAAAGAGGGGGAGAAGAGAGACGUGGGACUGAAGAACACCCUGAAGAGUAAUUUCCGCUCACUGCAAGUCAGCCGCCUGCCUUGUGGAGGGGAGCUCACCCCUCCACCCAGCAUGGCCAUGACUGUCGUCACCAAGGAGAAGAACAAGAAAGUGAUUUUUCUCAGCAAGAAGCCCAAGGAGAAAGAGCUGGACUCUAAGAGCCAAGUGAUUGAUGGUAUCAGCAGGUUGAUCUGCACAGCCAAGCACCAGCACACCAUGCUGAGAGUCACUAUUGACGGAGUGGAGUGGAAUGAUGUGAAGUUUUUCCAGCUCGCUGCCCAGUGGCCAACACAUGUCAAGCACUUCCCAGUGGGAAUCUUUGGUUACACUAAGCCCGUGUGACCCUGGCCACCAUCCACCCAACCACCACCUGACUCUCCGCUGCACUUGUCUCACCGAGAGGCUACAGAGAAUUAGAGGAAAAGCCAACGGGCCCCCGGCAGUAAUAGUUUUCCUGUGGAAAUCUGACUGACUCACAACCACGUGUUCAACACACAAAUUUCAUGUUGUCAAUUUGAUGUUUUUGAUGUCGUUGGGUGUUGUUGUUGUUUUUUACACACUACAAAAAGAACAAGUACUAUUUUGUAAGAUUUGUGCUACCGCCUCGGAGGUAUUUUGAGGUUUUUGACAAUUUGCCACAUUUCGACAAUGGCAGCUGUGUUUGCACUUUGUUUUUGUUAACAUUUUAUUAUUUCUGUGAAAUCCUACAUUUAUUGUUACUCUAUAGACAAUGGAGGAGUGUGAUGGUGAUGUGCAGUGGCGUGUGUGAGAUUGUUUGAGACCGUGUUUGUGUUUGUUGUUGAAAGUUGGAAUAUUGCUGUGAAUCUAGAUGGAAUCCUUCUCUUCUAACUCAGUGCUCAGUUUUCUUACUCGUCCCUUUACUUUCUCAAAAAGUUGCAUUCUUAUAGAAAGGAACAUAAGUUCUUUUUGCCUCGUUGCUUUCAAGCACACUGUGUACCUAAAGCAAAUCAAAAAAGAAAAGAGGAAAAAAACUCAAGCAAGGUAUUUUUGAAGGUAGCUAUAAUGAAUGUAGCUAUGACACAUUUGUAACAUGUGAGCAGUUCAUCAAACCGGUUUGUUUUUGUGUCAGUGUUGGUGUACAUUUGGACUGUACAGUAACACCCACGUAGAAGCAGGGUAACAUGACACACGAAACAACAUAUUUCAACUAUCAACAGCUGAAUGCCAAAUCAAGUUGUGACUGUAUGAACUGUCUUAUUGUUUCAUGGUCCUCAGUUGUUUUUCACCGUUUCCCAGCUGCGUUUUCCACCCAUGUUCUAAUUGGGCCUCCUUGGAGAAUUUUUAGGUUUUAACAGCAUUCACUUGGUGAACAUGGCCACUGUGUGUUCAGCUUGAUGCAAUGGCUUACCUGAGAAGACGUCUCGCAGAUAAUUUAGUAAUUUAGAAAAUACUGGAUUUCUCCAGAUGUUCAGUGAUGUGCCAAAGUCAAGUUUGUUUUACAGUCUACCCACCAGAGCUCUUGGCUUGGCCAAACUGAAAACUCAAAUCGUACAUCUAAUGCAUUUGUGGUCCCUGUGGAGAUCAGUAUUAAUAUUACUGAGUUAUUCAUUAGUACAAAUUUACCAGUUAGUGCGCCGCAUUUGGCCAAAUGUAAACCUGUUAAGCAUUUACACGACGUGUGCACAUUGUAACCAAGAAAUUACCGUUGUGUCCUUUAAUACAGCUUCACCGUGACUGGACAUGCAAGUUGUAGCUAACCUAAAACACAGAUAGGUUGGUCAUUUAGCAUUGUGUAGGACUUUAAUGGGAGAAAUACAGAUGAGUGUGUCUGACUUGAAACAUGCCUUGACAGUACUGUCAAGCGCAAUGCAAGUAUUGAAUAGCUUUUAAAAUAGGAUGAAAAGUGUAUGGAGUCUUGCCAGAUGUCCAAGUCACUGCCUAUGUGUGUCUGUGUAGGUGUGCUAUAUGUUUGAUGGUACUCCCUGAAUAGUGUUACGUGAAACUUUUGCAAUAGGAAACCUUUGGACAAAGGGCCUUCUGUAUGAGUUUGUUGUUGCUUUUUAUAAAGUGAAGACUUACAAGCUUUGAUAGGCUGGCUUUUUUAGUAUUGUAUAGAAAUAUAUACAAGAUGUAUUAUUGUGAAUUGCAAAUCCCCCCCCCCCUCCACUAAAUUGAAAGCACAAAUAGCUUACCUUUAUUUCUUGACAUAAAUGCCAAAUAUAUUUCCAGAAUGCAAACACUAUUAGUAUGUAAUUUCUCAUACAUUUCCCUCUCUUUGUAAUGCACUUUCAUGUGGUUUUAUACACAUUUUAACUCAAAUUUGGACACACUUUGGUUUUGAGGUGAAUUUGAUAGAGGUGUUAUAUUUGAAAUGUAAACCACUACCUAUAGUCAAGAGAAGGCUGUUCUUUUUUUUCUUUUUAAUCCCCAGAAAUGACCCUUUUUCAUUGGGAUGUUGUGUUUAUGUUGUUGGAUUAAAGGCAGAGUGAGAAGGAGUUUCUUAAAAAGACUCAUGUCAUGUAGACUCAUACAAAAACAAACCCUCUCAAUCAUCAUUUCUGACCCACUAGAAGUGUGUGGCAGUGUGUGGCUCUGCAGAGACCCUGCCCUCCGCAUCUCUUUUCUUAUUCUGCUGUGUUCAGGACGUUUCUGGCUGUUAACCUUUGGGCAGUGGGUGUGGAGCCCCCAGCCAAUAACAGCGUUCAGGGUGCGAAAGUGGGACUCUAAAAACGAAGCAACCAGGUGCCACAUCGUAAACACACGUCCUUGGACGCUUCUGGUGCCAUUGAGCCGGGGAGGGGCCAACUUCGAAUGCUGUGUUUUGAAAAGUCCUACUCAUUCUGCCUUUGUGCCCUGUGAGGUCUGAAAAACCACCACGGCUGUCUGUUCCUUAAUGUUUUGCCACUUGAUGUUGAAAAGCUUAUUUUGCAGCUACAACCAUACAUGUCUGCCUGCGACGACAGUCGAGUUUUCUUGUCUCCUGCUUUUUGAAGGGUUCACUAUCUUCUCUUAGUUGGGAGACCAACUGGCCCUUACUCAUCUGUCACUUAGGGCUGUGAAGUGUUAGCCAGGGCAGAGUUGUUUGAGGGAAUUUGUCAUGUGACUUAGCCUUUUAAAUGCAAAACGGGCAUAAUGACAAGUGUAUUUCAAUGUAUUUGACCUCAAGUUUUUUUUUGUUCUUUUUUUUUUUUCGCCCUAAAUCCAGAGGUAGCAUGGGGGUGUUUUGCAAGACUGGAUCAAUGAGCAGGCAUGCUCACUUUGGCACUGCAAAAAAAUUAACUCUUAACACCAGUGUUAAUGUUUUUCAUUAAUGGUCAAACUACAGUUACAACAUGCCAUCUCAUUGCUCCUGUUACUUGAAAUGCCACCCAGUGUCUUUGCACAAACCCUAUUUUAAAUGACAUGACAGUAUUUUUAAAUUUACCACUAAAAAUAUGGGUUACUCUGCAUGUUUUACUAUAGAUGUAAAUAUGUUUUGGAUUUUUAUAUUGUUUUGUUUCUUUCCAUGCUCUCACAAGCAGUGUGUUUAAUAAAAUUUUUAAUCUUCUG
Messenger RNA from Chelmon rostratus (copperband butterflyfish), 6049 nucleotides. Its product is annotated as phosphofurin acidic cluster sorting protein 2. The transcript is spliced from 25 exons. The coding region runs from base 92 to 2881 and encodes 929 amino acids. Gene Ontology annotation, molecular function: transmembrane transporter binding. NCBI's taxonomy places the organism in Eukaryota, Metazoa, Chordata, Actinopteri, Chaetodontiformes, Chaetodontidae. The record is from RefSeq and is a predicted model, not a curated record. Gene Ontology annotation, biological process: protein localization to plasma membrane.